Capsicum annuum is the source of this 2656-nucleotide messenger RNA. RefSeq lists its product as uncharacterized. Gene Ontology annotation, biological process: negative regulation of DNA-templated transcription. Gene Ontology annotation, molecular function: transcription corepressor activity. Gene Ontology annotation, cellular component: nucleus. Lineage: Eukaryota; Viridiplantae; Streptophyta; Magnoliopsida; Solanales; Solanaceae. Bases 109 to 2253 code for a protein of 714 amino acids. The transcript is spliced from 7 exons. The record is from RefSeq and is a predicted model, not a curated record.
ACCAUUUUUUGUCAUUUUCUUGAAAAAUCUCCCAACUCUAAAAAAUUUGAGGGUUCCAUAGCACUUUUACCAAUCUACGAGGACUCAACACAAGCUCCCGUUCCCAACAUGGAGGAAGAAGGAAGUGGAAUCCGGCUAAGCAAGAGAUUUUCCGACAAAGGAGGAGAAGUUGAUUACAAAACUAAAGCUGGUACUGCAUGGUCUCACUCUUUCCUUAAUCAGAAACCUUGGCAUCCUCUCUCUUACCCAAAUCAACGUCGCAAAUGGAUUGCUGAACAGACUCAUGCUCAGAGAGAAUUACGAGCUGAGGAAAUUGCCCGCGAGUAUGCUCAAGAACAGGAGUUUUUCCGUCAGACUGCUCUCGUCUCCAAGAAAGAGAAAGAAAAGAUGGAGAUGAUGAAAGCUGUGAGCUUUAUGUAUGUGCGACCGCCUGGUUACAAUCCAGAAAGUGCCAAAGCUGCGGAGAUUGCUGACGAAGCAAAAAAUCAGGGGCAGGGGCAUGACAACACUUCUCAAGCCACAUCUGCAGCAGGGGCCUCCACUUCUGGGAGACCUGAAGUGCCACCUGGUCAGGAGAAAAAAAAACCAAGGGCAAAGGAUAUUUAUGGUCGUCCUUUGCCAACAGAAGAAGAAUUUGAAGUGCUUAAAAAUGCUCCAAGGCUGGAAACAGGUGUUGUCGGAAGGGCCAAGCCUUUUGGAAUUGAGAUACGUAAUGUCAAAUGCGUCAGGUGUGGAACGUUUGGCCAUCAGAGUGGUGAUCGGGAAUGCCCAUUGAAAGAUGCUAUAAUGCCAAAUGAAGAGAGUCGAAUAAAAAGAGAUGAUCCUUUAACUGCUAUCCUGGCUCAGACAGAUGCUUCUGAGCCUUUGAAGUGGGAGCUCAAACAAAAGCCUGGAAUCAGUCCUCCACGUGGUGGGUUCGAACUUGACGACCCUAACCAACAGAUAGUUGCCGAGGACAUAUUUGAUGAGUACGGAGGAUUUCUUACUGGAGAUAUUGUACCUGAUUUGCUGGCUAGCUUAUCAAGCAAACCAAAGAAGAAAAAGAAGUCCAGUAAAAAAAAUACCAGAAAGCGGUCUUCACCAGGUAGGACUGAUUUACAUGAUGAUAAAGAAAUUAGUUCAUCUUCGGAUGAUGAUAGAGAAAGAACACUGAAGAAGAAAAAACACAAGAAGUCUGAGGAUUCUGAUAGGCAUCAGAGACGGAGUAACAGACAGAGACAUCCACGGUCAAGUUGGGGAAAGCAUUCCGAGUCAAGUUCUGAGGAUGAUGAUAAUGACAGGCAUCAGAGGAGUAACAAACAGAGACGUCCACGGUCAAGUUCACCCGAGCCUGAAGAUAAGGAACACAGGAAGAAUAAACACCACCAUUAUCAUGACUCACAACACAAUGACUAUGAAAAGCGUCAGAAAAGGAGUAACAUACAUAGACAUUCACGGUCGAGUUCACCUGAGCCUGAAGAGAAGGAUCACAGGAAGAAGAAUCAUCACCUCCAGAAGGAUGAUGAUAAUGACAGGCAUCAGAAAAGAGAUUACAGAUUCAGACAUUCACAGUCAAGUUCACCCGAGCCUGAAAAUAAGGAACAGAGGAAAGAGAAUCACCGCCACCAUUAUCAUGACUCAAAGGACUAUGGUGAUGACAGGCAUCAGAAAAGGAGUAACAGACACGAGCGUUCACAGUCAAGGUCACCCGAGCCUGAAAAUAAGGAACACAGGAAGGAGAAUCAUCGCCACUAUUAUCAUGAUUUAAAGGAUAUCGAUAAUGACAGGCAGCAGAAAAGGAGCAAGAGAUAUGGACUUUCACGGUCAAAGUCACCCGAGCCUGAAAAUAAGGAACACAGGAAGGGGAAUCAUCGCCACCAUUAUUAUGACUCAAAGGAUGAUGAUAAUGACAGGCAUCAGAAAAGGAGUAACAGACGGACACGUUCACGGUCAAACUCACGCGAGCCUCUAAAUGGGGAACACAGGAAGGAGAAUCAUCUCCACCAUUAUCACGACCCAAAGGAUGAUGAUAAUGACACGCGUCGGAAAAGGAGCAACAGACACAGACGUUCAUGGUCACGUUCACCCAAGCCUGAAGAUAAGGAACACAGCAAGAAGAAUAAUUACCACCAAUAUCAUGACUCAGAAGACGAUAACAACAGGAAUCAGAAAAGGAGUAGCAGACACAGACGUUCACGGUCAGGUUCAGCUGAGCCUGAAGAUAAGGAAUACAGGAAGAAGAAUCAUCAGCGGCACAAUCGUUCUGAUUAUUGAUGACCCUUGAAGUUAUAGUAUCUAGGUGUGUCCUAUGAAGGAGCCCUAGGGUCCACUUGUGACGCAAAACAGGUAAAGGAAGAAAUGGUUAGCCACUUAAAACCAGUGAAAAGAAAGUGAUCAGUCCAAUCAUGGAGUUGGCUUCAUGCACCUUUGUCAAUCUUGUAUGGCUAUCAAAUUUGGGGUCCUUUGGCUUAGUUUUAUGGUUACCAGCCUUUCUGUUUUUCUCUAUUGGUGUGGUGAAUGCAAAUUAUGAAUGCAGGGGGGUGUGGUUCUACCUACAGAAGUAAAUGUUAACGUGAUCAAAUUUUUGUUUCAUUUUGCAAAAAAUUCUCCAUUUGAGAUUUUCAAGUGUUUCUUUCAGUUGUAAAACGUUCAGAAAUGCAUUAUGAUCUUUAUCGGC